AUCCUCAUUUGCAACGCAAGGAAGAGCAGAGUGGGGGUCAGAUAUGUACCUACAAUUCAUCCCCCUUUAGCCCCUCGCCCCCGCCACCGCAACAAACUGCCACGAUCAAAACUCAUUUAAAUCGCCGAUAUCAUCUGUGCGAGCGCUCAGUAAUAACACAUCUACCGGGCAAUCAACAUCACGAGUCGAAAUAAAAACGCGUCGCGUCGAAAACGAUGGAUUAAUAAUUUUUUAUAUUUCACGCAUUUCGUUACCUAUUAUUAUUAAUUUUUUCUUCGUGUAGGGAUAAAAAUGUACUCCCUGUACCGAGCGUGGCUCUCGUUGGGACCAUGCGACGCCCCGUUGUCGCUGAUACCAACCCAACAACCUUUGAAUUUAACAACCCCAUCCAACAUACCGGGAGCACCUGAUGUUACUUUGCAAGUUGGCCCAUCAUUAACUCAAUUUUCCGCGCACAAAGCCGUCCUAUCCACGCACAGCGGUUUUUUCAAGGCCGCCCUCCUCAACCAAAACGGUACUUCCCCCAUCGCGGUGCCAAACGUGAACGUGGACGAAUUCUCCUCGCUGCUUACUUUUAUGUACACCGGCUACUUGGAUUUAAACCUGCAAAACAUCUACAACAUUCUUCUGGCCACGCACAUUCUACACAUGCCGAAAGCCUUGGAGAUAUGCAGGUCGUUUUUGCUGCACAGUCAGAAUGCGGAUGUUCCGCAACGAUCCAACACCUGCGGCGUGAUCAAGCCGAUAGCGAGCCGUAAGGCAGCGAUGCCAACGCAGCAGAUAUUCCCGCCAAACAACACCUACAGCAUGCUGAAGAAAUCCGAAGACACGCCGUUUAAAGUUGUGUCAUAUGAGCAAAGCAAAGCGUCCACGUCUAAAGUGGAGAGCACGGUGGAAACCAAGAAGAUUAUGGUGGAGAAAAAGUCGAAAAAGAAGGAGGUUACAAUGGGGGAGAAAUUCACGAUAGACAUAGCCUGCUGCGAUGGCCCAGUGCGCUUCCAUAGGGUGCUCAACAAGAACUACGGCUUACCAAUCAAUGAAACGCAAGCAGUCGCAGUGCAAGAGCAAAACAUCAACAGAAACGCGGUGCUGAACAAAAUAAUGAACGAGAACAUACACAACAAGAUCGAGGACGAAGAGAAUACGGAAAUCUUCACGUGCCUCUACUGCAACCACACGUUCAAGUCGCAGUACUGCUUCCAGAAGCACGCGCGGAGGCAUUUAAAUCCGGUCAGUUUGGAGGCCAAAACGGCUCCGAAAGAACAAACAACAGUCAAGCGCGAAGUAAAAUUGCUGGACAUGAACGUGCAGUACUACCCGUGCAAAUCGUGCGGAUCAAAGUUCCCCAGCUACUACUUCGUGCACAAGCACCGCAAGAUGUGCCAUCCGGAGGAGAUGGCGGAUAAUAACAACAAGAACAAUGAAAUGGUGCCUGAAAGCAGCGCCGUGGAGCAAGAAGAGAGCAGCAGCAGUCAAAUUGACGUGGAAGCCAUCAACAACGAGUCCAAUUAAGUUUCUUAUUUGUCGAUAAUUAGCAAUAAUUGUAAAGAUAUACAUAUCAUUUCGUGUAAAUAUUAUUUGUAAUUUCCUUUUGUUUCGAAAGUAAUAAUAAAGUUUCCUUGUUU
This is a messenger RNA of Brassicogethes aeneus, 1625 nucleotides long. The record is from the annotation of a GenBank genome assembly. NCBI's taxonomy places the organism in Eukaryota, Metazoa, Arthropoda, Insecta, Coleoptera, Nitidulidae.